Suillus subaureus is the source of this 1048-nucleotide messenger RNA. RefSeq lists its product as uncharacterized. Bases 218 to 742 code for a protein of 174 amino acids. The transcript is spliced from 5 exons. The record is from RefSeq and is a predicted model, not a curated record. NCBI's taxonomy places the organism in Eukaryota, Fungi, Basidiomycota, Agaricomycetes, Boletales, Suillaceae.
AUAAUCCCAAAUUACUGCUGUGUUUGCAGCAGGUGCCUUGAGUUGACUCCAAAGCGCAACCUACACUCCGUGACAUAAGUUCGCAGAUUCGGCUGUGCACGAUUUACCGUCUUGGUCACAUUCGAUAUAAUGACAGCAAAAAUAUCCCAUGUAGUUUUCACCUGCGCUUGUUCCAGAAACCGACGCACAAGGAAAUAUAUGUUUUCCUCGCAAUAGCAUGAGCACGAACUUGAGGAACUCUCGGUUGGAACUUGGCUCUCGGUCCCGUAUCCUCGUGUUAGUUGGAACGCUCCACACUGGACAGGCUUGGUCAAGCUUGGGAUUCCCGUCCGAGUCAGACACGCUGUGCUUUGACAAAUUGAACUUUCAAAGAAAGCCUAUGGUUUUGGCGCUGGACGCUCGUUUGGACAUAGUACGCACAGCCUUAUCUUUUCACAUCUUUACUCCCAAUGGCCUUUGUUACCACCACCCUCGCUUUCUCUCUCUGUACCUUCGCUUCGGCCGGACCGCCACGCCUUUCACGUUUCCGCCAACACUCGGGCUAGCUUCAUAUCACAGUAAUGGCCGGUGCAGAUGGGAAAUGCCGAGGAGGCAAUGCAGGAUAUUAUUGUUCAUGAAUAAUGGGGGACACGAGGGCGUACGGAUCCAAGACUUGCGUUAUCGUUGUCAGCAUGAUGCCAUGGUGUUAUAUAUUCAAAAUAUAAAAGCAUUCAUGCACAGUGCCGAAGAAGCCCUAAGUUAGUCAUGAGCACGGUCACAGGGGAAGUGCUAUCAUACAGCCUUGGCAUGCUCAGCGGUUGUGCAAAUCCAUUGGGUCGGGCAUUGAUCUUGUCCCGAUCAGAUCAUGAUCGAUCAAUAAGCUUUUGAUCGAGUUUCUGAGUCCGGGGUGCCUUAAAGUACCUUAGUCUCACUGUAAAUUAAGAUUCUCCCAGCGUCCAAUCAAACAGGUUGGUUACCUCCACCACCGUGACCUGUAUAGUUUGAAGGGGGUUAGUGUGUAAAGCGCAAUGGGCCUUCAAUUCCUCCUGUCAGUAGAAAGCUUGCCGCG